Molecule: messenger RNA, 10247 nt
Organism: Podarcis lilfordi (Lilford's wall lizard)
Lineage: Eukaryota; Metazoa; Chordata; Lepidosauria; Squamata; Lacertidae
Source: the annotation of a GenBank genome assembly
CUCAGGUUAAGCACUUAAUUCGUUCCGAAGGUCCGUUCUUAACCUGAAACUGUUCUUAACCUGAAGGACCACUUUAGCUAAUGGGGCCUCCUUCUGCUGCUGCACUGCCGGAGCCCGAUUUCAGUUCUCAUCCUGAAGCAAAGUUCUUAACCUGAAGCACUAUUUCUGGGUUAGCGGAGUGUGUAACCUGAAGCGUAUGUAACCUGAAGCAUAUGUAACCCGAGGUACCACUGUACAAUUUAAUCCAGAGUCACCUAGUGGCCAAACAGUAUAAUUACGCUAUCCACUCACAUUCUGUUUUGGCAGUCACGUUUCCUCAUAGAGAACCGUCCUGCCCUUCCUCUUUCUCAUCCCCUCUGCUGCCGAGUUUUGUGGCCUCCCUCUUGCCCGUUCUUGCCACAGUUCCUCUUGAGAAGCAGAAGCUGCCGUGCCCCUCUCCGCUUUCCCCCAUGAAGCCCUUUCCUUUCUUAAUUCUGGCCGCGACUGCCCUGGCUGUUUUGAUGGCAGACGCUCGCAGGGGUAAGCAGCAAACUCUUCCCAGGAAGGGGCGAGGAAACUUCGAGGCAGGAGACACCUUAGCUGAUCCAGUGCUUUCAGUGAAGGCUGGAGAAGAGGUCAAAAUUCCCUGCCAGAUUCAGGGGCCCAAACUGACUUGGAACUGGAUUCCGCAGUACCCCAUCUGCGCUGGCUUCCGCCAUGGAGGCAAGAAGGAAAUAUUCUCUACAAGUUCUGUUGGAGAAGACCGGGUGCUGCUGGAGCGGUUUCAAUCGCGAGCAGAAAAGCAGGGAGAAAAGGGAGAGUGGAACUUGGUCCUCGUCCUCAAAAGCAUGAACGACUCGGGCAUUUUCUACUGUUCCAACGGCAACAGAAAUUCAUCAAAGAUCUCCAUCUCCGUGGAGCCUGGUAAAAAUACUGGGAGGUUACAUAGCAGUGUGGGUGCCGGAUUUACAUAUAAGUUAACAAGCUAUAGCUUAGGGCUCCACUCUCUCGCCCCCCCCCCCCAUUUCACUAAUAAUAUACUUCUUCUUAAUUGUAUUUCAGUUCAACAAUUACUUUGAUAAAAUCCAUAUUUUGUUCUGUGCAAAUGGCUUUAGAUACCUCUUAGGUCAGGGGUCUGCAACCUUUAAGACAGAAAGAGCCACUUGGACCCGUUUCCGAAGAAAAAAAACAUGGGAGCCGCAAAAAAAUAACUUUUUUGUCACUUUUUAUUAUUAUUUCUUUGUUUGACCCCUCAGAAUUACUCCUCCUCAUAGAAAUAAACGUUAAAUUAACAAGUUACCUUUUUUGUGUGUGUGUUCUUCACUCCCCUUCAAAACAGUGACCAGCGUACAUGCCCCCUUUCAAUGCAGUGACCAGCGUACAUGCCCCUUACAAUGUAGCGGGCGGGUGGGCGGGCGGGAAGGUGACGUCGGGACGGUGCGUGACUAACGCAUGCACAGCCCCCAUGUGACGUCACAGCCAGUACAGCGCCCGCCACAGUGGGGAGUGUCGGGGUGCAUAAUGCGCCUCCUCCCCUCGCCAGUAUCCGCCCCGGAGCCGCGGCAAAGGUGUAAAAGAGCCACAUGCGGCUCCGGAGCCGCGGGUUGCAGACCCCUGUCUUAGGUCCAUAAAUUACCAUAUAGCAUAUUGUUGUUGUUUAGUCGUGUCCGACUCUUUGUGACCCCAUGGACCAGACCACGCCAGGCACUCCUGUCUUCCACUGCCUCCCGCAGUUUAGUCAGACUCAUGCUGGUAGCUUCGAGAAUACUGUCCAACCAUCUUGUCCUCUGUCGUCCCCUUCUCCUUGUGCCCUCCAUCUUUCCCAACAUCAGGGUCUUUUCCAGGGAGUCUUCUCUUCUCAUGAGGUGGCCAAAGUCUUGGAGCCUCAGCUUCAGGAUCUGUCCUUCCAGUGAGCAUUCAGGGCUGAUUUCCUUCAGAAUGGAGAGGUUUGAUCUUCUUGCAGUCCAUGGGACUCUCAAGAGUCUCCUCCAGCACCAUAAUUCAAAAGGAUCAUAUAGCAUAUAUUCAACAACAACAACAAAAAGCGACAAUUUGUUGUUGAAAAAGGACAUCAGCAAAGCUAAUGGAUAAGCGCCAUGAAAAAGACAGUAGUGAUUUUUUAAAAAGAAUGGGAACCUCUCAUAAACUAUAUCAGGGGUCAGCAAACUUUUUCAGCAGGGGGCCGGUCCACUCCCUCAGACCUAGUGGGGGGCCGAACUAUAUUUUGAAGGGGAAAAUGCAGAGAUGCAUUUUAAAUAAAAGCACACAUUCUACUCAUGUAGAAACACCAGGCAGGCCCCACAAAUCACCCAGAGAUGCAUUUUAAAUAAAAAGACACAUCUACUCAUGUAAAAACACGCCGAUUCCUGGACCGUCCGCGGGCCGGAUUUAGAAGGCGAUUGGGUUGGAUCUGGCCCCCAGGCCUUAGUUUGCCUACCAAUGAACUAUCUGCAGAAACAACUGAAAAAAUGGACUUGGUAGCAGGAUUUGCAUAAACAUUCACAACUUUACUUAACAAAAUGCCUGAAGAAUAACAUUUUAAUAACAUUUUGACAGGUAAGGAAUAGCAGAUUGUAUCAUUUAAUGCAACAAACCAGAGGGGAAGUUGAAGGAAGUCAACAGGAAGGGGGGGGCGGCGAGGAUGUAGAAUGUAUGUUUGCAAAUGAUUUUGAUAUUUGUUGUUAGAAAAGAAAACUAAUAAAAAUUAUAUACCAAAAAAGAAAAAGGACAGCUGGACACAUAAAGGGCUCCAUUACCUUCAGUAGCUUAGGGCCUCAUCAAACCUAAAUCCGGCCCUGGAUGGGGCUUAGAUGCACAUAGGACAAAUCCACAUUAAACGCAGUGUUAUACCGGUUUAACAGUAAUAAUAAUAAUAAUGAUAAUAAUAAUAAUAAAUUAUAUAUACCUCGCCCAUCUGGCUGAGUUUCCCCAGCCACUCUGGGCGGCUCCCAACAGAAUAUUAAAAACACGGUAAAAGAUCAAACAUUAAAAGCUUCCCUAAACAGGGCUGCCUUCAGAUGUCUUCUAAAAGUCAGAUAGUUUUUUUAUUUCCUUGACAUCUGAUGGGAGGGUGUCCCACAGGGUGGGCGCCACCACCAAGAAGGCUUCUCUCAAAGAAUCCUGGGAACUGUUACUUGUCAAAGGUGCUGAGGUUUGUUAGGAGACCGCUCACAGAGCCACAAGGCCCAGCACCCUGAACCAAAGAUAGUUCCCAGGAUUCCUUUGGGGAAGCUGUAAGAAACCGUUAAAAGUGGAAUAAGCUUUAAAUUUGUGGUGUGGAUCCAACAUGACCUCAGAUGAUUUCAGACCCUCCAAGUCUCCCUAUUUUCCAGGGACGGUCCUGGAUUUCUGAUUUGAUCCCGAAAUGUCCCAUUUUUCCUUCGGACGUCCCUAUUUUCAUCACAGAAAUGUUGGAGGGUAUGGAGUUAUGUGACCCGCUGAGUCAAGGAAAUAAGUAACUGUACAACCUUUGGAAGACAUCCGAAGGCAGCCCUGCAUGGGGAAGGUUUUUUUUUUAAAAAAAAGUUUAAUGUUUUAUUAUGUUUUUAUAUAUGUUGGAAGCCGCCCAGAGUCGGCUGGGGCAAAAUGAGUGAUCUGAUGUCCAAGGAGGAGAGCAAUUUGUAACCCCAUCAGAACACUGCGCUGGACAGAGAGAUUUGAACCUCUCUGCUCACCCCAAUGUCAUGUUAAUUUCUUUUCUUUACCCCAACACUGCCACAAUGGGGGCAUGGAAGGAAAUGUGAUCAGGACCCCGAACUGUAGAGUAAUUGGGAUGAAAGAACCGUAGUCUCUGUUGGAGGAAUAGCAUAGGAGGAAAUCCGGUCACGGGAAGAACUGAGGUUAGCUCCCCAGGCCUUAUCGUUCUUAUCCAUUUGUUCAUUUAUGUCAGAUAAAGAAAAUGGAAUUCGUGUCAGACCUUCUACUACACCCCCUCGACACCAUGGUUCGGUAACCCUCUCCUGUAAUCCCUGUAAGGACCAGAGAGGGGAUAAAUCUGAUGGCAACACGAAGAUCACAUGGACCCAAAAUGGCCUGCCGGUUUCCAACAAUAGUACAGAUAUCCGGAAAACAAGGAACGUCCUAACAAUAGAACGUUUUUCUAGCCGCUAUUAUGGUCUCUGGAGCUGUUCUGCCUGUCAGAAUGGCUACUGUUUGGAAGGCAAUUUAGAAAAUCCAAGAAUGGAGGAUGACACGCCAUCUGAGCCAAACCCUCAUCUGGAAGGUGAGUGUCGAGUUUGGCAAAGGCUUGUAGACAUUUUAGCUACGAUAAACGGGCCCAGUUCUUCCAUAAGUGUUCAUUCCAAGGUUUCUUAUAACUCCAUCUUUCAGUCAUUCCUUGAUGGCUGCAAGCUGAAUGUGUGGACCGACUCUUACCUGAGAAGUUUGACCUUUCAGUGUUGAUGUGAUAUUGUAAUAAUAAUAAUUAUUAUUAAUAAUAAUAAUUUAUUUAUACCCCGCCCAUCUGGCUGGGUUUCCCCAGCCACUCUGAGGGGCUCCCAGAAUAUUAAAAACACGAUAAAAGAUCUAACAUUAAAAACUUCCCUAAACAGGGCUGCUUUCAGAUUCAGCUGUCUUCUAAAUGUCAGAUACUUGUUUAUUUCUUUGACAUCUGAUGGGAGGGCGUUCCACAGGGUGGGUGCCACUACCAAGAAGGCCCUCUGCCUGGUUCCCUGUAACUUUGCUUCUUGCAGGGAGGGAACCGUCAGAAGGCCCUUGGAGGUGGACUUCAGUUUCUGGGCUGAACGAUGAGGGUGGAGAUGCUCCUUCAGGUAUACUGGUCCGAGGCCGUGUAAGAGACUAUUAUUGUAUCUUUUAUCUAUGAUGGCUUAUUCAUACGUACAAAUCACCACCCCAUCAUACAAGGAACAUGCAUGUCUGCACAGCCCAUAGAUGACAAGGCACCACUUAAAACAAGAAACAAAGACAGGGUUUUUGUACCUUAAAGGAUGCAUGACCUUACUGUAUUGUAAUAGCUUAGGGCCCUCGUAUUUAUGGGACCACCUCUCCUGGUAUGCCCCGCAGCAGAACUUAAGGUCCAUGAAUAAGUUUAGCGGUCCCAGGCCUUAAGGAAGUCAGACUAUCCUCCACCAGGGCCAGGGCCUUCUCAGUGAUGGCUCUGAACUGGUGGAAUGCUCUGUCCCAUGAGACUAGGUCCCUGCAGGUUUUAACCUCCUUCCGCUGGGCCUGUAAGACAGAGCUAUUCCACCUAGCUUUCAAUUUGACUUAGCCUGAUCUUUUAUUCCCCUUCCUUCCCUCCCCCUCCCCUUUUUAUGAAGAUUACCCGCUCUAGGAUCCCACAGCUAAUACUCCCCUGGUCUCCUCGCUGGCCCAAAUAGGACUAAUUUAGCCAGCUAGCCCUGGUGAUCAUCUAAUGUUUAUUGGAUGGAUUUCCCCCCUAAAUUGAUUUUUGAAUUCUGAAUUUAUUGUUAUUCACGUUUUAUACUGUAUUUUAUGCUGUUUUUUUGUUGCAUCAAUUAAGUGUUUUAAAUUUGUUGUUAGCUGCCCUGAGCCCAGUUUUCUGAACUGGGAAGGGCAGGGUAUAAAUAAAAAAUUAUUAUUUAUUAUUAUUAAUAGGAGCUGCUUUUCCCACCAUGGAGAUAAGUUUACAGCAGGGGUGGGGAGUGGGGGACUUUGGCCCUCCAGGUAUAUCUGAACUACAACUCCCAUCAGCCUCAGCAAGCAUAGCCAAUGGCCAGGGUUAAGGGGAGUUGAAGUUCAGCAACAUCCAGAGAACCAAAGACUCCACACACCUUAGUUAGAGCUAAGGGUUGUUUUUGCUCAGCUUUGAAAAAGAAAUUUUUGAUAGGGGAUGAAAUAAGAAAAGCAGAUCAGAGAUUAUUUAUGCAUGCUAUGACUGCCGCCAGAAUUUUAGUAGCCCAAAAAUGGAAAACUCAGGAAAUACCAACAUUAGCGGAGUGGCAGACAAAAAUGGCUGAAUAUGUAGAAUUAGCAAAACUGACCCACAAGAUCAUCACCAAGAGGAAUCCAAGUUCAAAAAUGAAGGGAGUAAAUUUGUUGAGCAUAUAGGUAAUAACUGUAGAAGUUUAAAGACGGUAGUAGGAUUAAAAUUAAUUUUGUGAUGUGUAUAGGAUGCUAUGAAGAAUCUGCGAAAAAAGAGAAAAUUCAAUACGAAAGCCUGUUGGAGGGAGGGAGGGAAGUCCACAUGCGGUAGAGCAUUUAGAAAAUAAGUGGACACAUGACUGUUGAAUUUUAGAGUAUUUAUUUUGUUUGUUUAUGUUAAAGAAAACUCAAUAAAAAGCAUUUGAAAAUAAAUAAAUAAAUUUUUGCAUUCAGGAGGAAGGGCAGGUGGGGAGGGGAAUUUUUGGGUGGGAGUCCCCUUUGUAUGUAAAGCUGCCCCACCCCAUCUUCCUCCUGCCCAAUGAGGUGUUUGCGUUUCUAAGCUGGUUGUCGUUUCCCCCCCCACACCCCCAAUGAUGUAGGGAAUACGGCUGACCCGCGUAUAAUUGGGGGCUGCGUUGCUGGACUCCUUGCUCUCGUCUUGGUGGGAGCUGUCGUAUUCCUCAUCCGCAGGAAUCGUCGCUCACACAGCCUCAGGUACCGAAAUUGGGGUGGUUUUUUUUAUGUAUGUCGCUUAGACUGGAGUUUCCAGUCUGUGAAAGCAUCUGCUUGUGUCUGCAAAAUACUGGUUUCUGAAAGGAUUCAAUAUGUCUCCACGCAACCAUGAAGUUGUAACACACAUUUAUAUUCUGAUACAAUCAGACCAGUGGCGCUGUGGGUUAAACCGCAGAACCUAGGACUUGCUGAUCAGAAGGUCGGCGGUUCGAAUCCCUGCGCCGGGGUGAGCUCCCGUUGCUCAGUCCCAGCUCCUGCCCACUUAGCAGUUCGAAAGCACGUCAAAGUGCAAGUAGAUAAAUAGGUACCGCUCCGGCGGGAAGGUAAACGGCGUUUCCGUGCGCUGCUCUGGUUUGCCAGAAGCGGCUUAGUCCUGCUGGCCACAUGACCCGGAAGCUGUACACCAGCUCCCUCGGCCAAUAAAGCGAGAUGAGCGCCGCAACCCCAGAGUCGGUCACAACUGGACCUAAUAGUCAGGGGUCCCUUUACCUUUACCCCUUUACAAUCAGACCAACAGCGCCACCUAGAGAUGCUGAGGUUCGAUACUCCUUAGAAGAACUCCUGAAUAGGCAAAUAUCCUGGGUUUUAUUUCUGAAUCAACAUUCCAAGUUUGAUCUUUUUAUUUUAGCAAUGACCCAAGUGGACUGAAAUGGCUAGCUUUUACGUAAUGGAAAUUUAGCAUUAAAGUGGAAGCAUUCUCAGAAAUUCCAAGAAUUUUUUUCCUAGUCCACUUACAUCAGAGAUGGAAUUUUUCUCACUAUUGGUCCUUGGGCUUGCCAGUCGGAAGGUCGGUGGUUCGAAUCCCCACGAUGGGGUGAGCUCCCGUUGUUCGGUCCCAGCUCCUGCCAACCUAGCAGUUUGAAAGCACGUCAAAGUGCAAGUAGAUAAAUAGGUUCCGCUCCGGCAGGAAGGUAAACGGCGUUUCCAUGCGCUGCUCUGGUUUUCCCAGAAGCAGCUUAGUCAUGCUGGCCACAUGACCUGGAAAAACUGUCUGCAGACAAACGUCGGCUCCCUCGGCCAGUAAAGCGAGAUGAGCGCCGCAACCCCAGAGUCAUUCACGACUGGACUUAACUGUCAGGGGUCCUUUACCUUUACCUUUUAAAAUCCAACUCUGUUAAGUGACCAACUUUAUUAGUCUCUCAGAGUCCAAUAAAUAUGUGCUCUGUCACCCCAGAACUUUGGUCUCCUUGGAACCUGGGGUCAUAUCCAAUGCUACUCAUACAUAGAAUAUACCCAUUGAAGGCAAUGGACGCAGCUGACUUAGGUUUAUUGAUUUCAAUGGGUCCCCUGGAUACAACCCCUGGUCUCCAACCAGAUGCUGUGGACUUACACCGUCUCAGGAUCUCUGCCCUGUCAUGACUCGGCUCAAGCAUCUAAAAUGUAACUAGCCAAUCUUGAUCUAGCAUUCCACGAGGCUCUGGAAACAACAGCCGCACAACCAACCCACAAAAUUGGAGCUGUAUGGACAGAAUCUCAAUUUACCGUGCCGUAUCAGAAGUGUGUUGUUGUUGGUGAUGAUAUAAAAUGCCCACUCAAACACAGCACAUUUCUCCUGUCCGAAUGAACACUGUGAAUAGCAAAUACGCAGAAAGCAUUUCUCUGUCGUUCUUUUAAUCCCCAGUGAGACUACGAAGGCGAAGGAAAUGCAAGGGAGCAAGGACCCAGAUGGUGAGUUGUAGGGCUUUUGUCCUACUUAUGGCUCUUUCUGAUGUGGCAAUUAUUGCAUGAGGAUGAUGGGAGCUGGAGUCCAAUGCCUGGGGCUGUGGGUUCACUCUCCCUGUCUUAUGCCCUUCUUUCGAUCCCACGACCAGAAGGAUCUUCAAAGAGAGGAGAGGAAACAGAACCUGGAAUGGAAGCAGAACCUGGAAUGGAAGAUCACACCUACAUGGAGGUAACUUCUUUUUUAAAAAAUAAAUUUUUAUUAGAUUUCCCACCAUGAUAACACAAACCACAAAGCAAGAUGAUACACAAAAACAGAAAAAGAAAAAGAAGAAAGAGAAAAAAGGGGGGACAAUAAACAGAUAAACAAUAACAACUAACUUAAUUCUUCACAAAUCCAACCUUUUAAACAUCUUUGUUGACUUCCUUAAAUCCCUCCCUUCUGAGUUUCCUUGUAAUUAAAAGUAACAGCUUUCCAAUAUCAUUAUUAAACUAAAACAAUUUCCAAUUAUAGUCCAUCUUAUUCACUUUUCUUAACAUUCUAAAUCCCAUUUAUUCAAUUAUAACUUAAUUUAAUCUUAGGCCUAUCAGGAAAGUGUUAUUAUUCCCAUAUUAUACAUGGAUGGGAGUCAGGACUGAGUCAGGUGGCUAAGCCCAAAUGUGCACUUAACUUUUCAGUUCCAUUUGCUGGCUGCAAAAUUGGGUGAAAUUUUCAUGGAGGUAACUUCUAAUUGGUUAACUUCCCCGGUUCCUGCAGAGGAUAAACGGGAGGCCUGUUCCUAUUGUUAUAGGACUUGGGGGGUUGGUAUGGGUAAAGGCUUAAUAAAGACUGGACAUAGGAGAUCAGGGUUCAAAUCCCCGCCAAGUCAUUAAGCUCACUGGGUGACCUUUUAAAUAAAUAAAUAAACAAAGUAAUAAUAAUACAAAUAAAAAUGUGCAUAAAAAUGAGACCGUUAGUUAUCAUAACUAUCCAACUUUCGAAAAACAACAACACCCAAACCGCUUCUUGAGAUGGUUUGACCCCUUUCUACAAAUAUCUUCCCAAUAUCCUCAAAGUCGUUUCUCUUCCAUAUUCCCCUUCGUACUUUGAUAGCGCUUGUUAAUUUAUCAUUAAUCACUGUACAGUAUCUCACACUUCUUUAUAUACCAUUCCGUGGGUGACCUUGAGCUGUUUGGGCCAAGCUCACGCUUUUGGCCUAAACUACCUCACAGGAUUGUUUUGGGGAUGGGAAAGAUGUAUGUACAUGUCACUUGAUCUCAGAGGAAAGGUAGGAUAUUAAAUAAAUAAAUAUGGAAAGUUCAGCUUGCAGGCUUCCCACUGGCACCCGGCUGACCCUUGGGGCCAAAAGGAUACUGGACAAAAUGGGUCUUUGGUCUGAUCUAGCCAGACUGUUCUUAAAACUAUCUGUUUACGCCUCGUGUCUCUUUUCUCUUUCCCUACCCAAUACAAUCCAGGGAGCCAAUCAAAUCGAAUACACAGCUCUAGAGUUCAGAGAGGCUGGAGGGUGCCAGACUAAGAUGGAUAAUGGGAUGCCAGCCGUCGUAUACGCCGAAAUACCCAAGAGCGACUUAACCAAGAGGGUUGGCUAGUUCCUGCCGCCGCUGCGCAUCUCAAGGAUAGCGAGCAGAAACAAUUCCUUCCGACGAACUCAGGAAUUUCUGCAAACGUUUUAACCGCUCAGGAUACCAGGAAAGCUUGAUAGGAGACCGUCUGAAGAAGUAUGAGCAGGAAGUGUCAGCAGCCGUGAACUAUUGGGGUCAAAGAAGGCGGACAAGUGGCAGCCGUUUGAAAGGAAAUUUCCUGCCUUUGGAUUACAAAAUAUUAGAAACCACACGCACUGCAAUACAUUUCCGUCUCCUGUGAAUUGCGCAGUGGCAAGUUCAGAAGCGCCGCUUCAUGACAGUGGUCACAGCCACACUCCUCCUAAAAUUACACAACCUUCUAAGAUUACUGUAUUUUUUGCUCUAUAGGACUCACUUUUUCUCUCCUAAAAAGUAAGGGGAAAUGUGUGUGCGUCUUAUGGAGUGAAUGCAGG